Prosopis cineraria is the source of this 1727-nucleotide messenger RNA. RefSeq names its product protein DEFECTIVE IN MERISTEM SILENCING 3-like. NCBI's taxonomy places the organism in Eukaryota, Viridiplantae, Streptophyta, Magnoliopsida, Fabales, Fabaceae. The record is from RefSeq and is a predicted model, not a curated record.
UUGUUUCUCUAAUUCAAUCUCCAUCCAUGCUGCACGAAAAAUUCAAUGAUGCUUAGAUAUUAGUUUUAGAGAAGAGUUUUUUAAAAGAGGAGUCCCACAAUCAUGGUGACACAGUUGAAUGUGAAAAGAUGAAAGAUUCAAGUUGCAACUCACGUCAACGGCCAUGUAUCGUCUCCAAUUUACUGUAUUUUUUUCUCCUAACAACAAACGAUAUUUUGAUCCAUCCACCUCAUCCUUUUUUUUAACAUUAAAACGAGUUUGGUCUUUCAGUUAUAUUUGGUCUCCAGGUAUAAUUUCUCUUUCACUCAUGUCCUUUUUACCAAUUCUCCUUUAGUUGUAUCUUCUUGCGAGAGGAGUAUUUCCGAGCUCAUUUUUCGGCGCCAGGAUUUCCGUUCCGGUUAAAAAUCGCAUGAUCCUCCCAUCCGCUAGCCGCAAAAUACUAAAUUACUAAUAAACAAAGGCGCAAAGCGGUGAGUUGUAUCCCCAAAUCAAACAUAGUGCCAGUGGCGACUUGAGUGUGUGGGUGUGAAAUUGCAUGGUCUGCAGAGGGAGUGACAGUCCGACAGAGGAACAGCCCCUCAAACUCAGACUUUGAUGAAAUGUUUCAACCCAGCAGACAGAAACUUCAAGAUGGUUUACAAAUGUUAGGGAUGAAAAUUAAGCACCAUGAAGGCAACCUAAAUCUUUUGAAUACUCAAAAAACUAAACUAGAUGAUUCUAUUCUUGGUUUGCAAGAUAUUUUUGAGAAAUAUAAAUCAUCAAGUAUGCCCAAGAAUUGCAAAGCGGACAAUUUGCAGCCAACAAGUGAGGAGGCAAUAAAUGAACAGAUAUUGCAACUUAAAAAAUCUGCUGCUGGUAUAUUACGCCAGCUGAAAACUUAUCACGGGACUCAAGCAUCUAAUCUUUCAUUGAUAAAGGAUAUUGUGGGUAUUGUUGCUACCCUGGGAAAAGUUGAGGAUGAUAACCUUAGCAGGCUUUUCUCAGAGUAUCUAGGAGUAGAGACUAUGCUGGCAAUUGUCUGUAAGACUUAUGAAGGAGUUAAAGCUCUUGAAAUUUUUGACAAUGAUGGCUGCAUAGACAAGAGUUCUGGUCUUCAUGGGCUAGGUGCCUCAAUUGGAAUGGCCUUGGAUGGUCGUUUUUCAGUGAUAUGUCUGGAAUCUCUCAGGCCAUACGCUGGUAAAUUUGUGCUUGAUGACCCGCAGAAAAGGCUGGACAUUUUAAACCCAAGAUUACCCAAUGGAGAGUGUCCAGUUGGGUUUCUUGGCUUUGCUGUAAAUAUGAUAAAUAUAGACGGCUCAAACUUAUUUUGUGUAAUUCCCAAUGGUUAUGGUCUCAGAGAAACUUUGUUUUAUAGUCUCUUUUCACGUUUGCAAGUAUAUCAAACGAGGGCGAAAAUGAUACAAGCACUUCCUUGCAUAAGUGACGGAGCUCUUUCUUUAGAUGGAGGAAUGGUUAGGACUAGUGGUGUAUUUUCCUUGGGCAACAGGGAAGAUGUAGAUGUCAAGUUCCCCAGCCCAGCGGAGCUUGGUAACUACAAUGAAAUUGAGAGGCAAAUGAAGGAUUUGAAAGCGGAGAAGGACAAGAUUCUGCGGGAUGAAAGGGAACAGAGUUUGUUGGACGCAGCAAAGUUCAAUUUCAAUAAAAAAAAGAAUGAGUUUCUGAAGUUUUUAGCAGAAAGUUCAUCAUAUGCAACUCAGGUAAAUGCCCCAGUGAUACCUCUUAACUGA